AAUCCUGGCUACAUUAUUAUUUUCAUUUGUUUUUGGCAAUAUAUGCUGGAGUAGUAGUUGGUACUAGCUUCGUGGACACCCAUGAGACCUGACAGAUUAGUGAAUUGGCGAGCAGAUCUGAAUCCAUUUAGAUUUGAGCUGGAACGAUAUGAUCUUCCAUGCAUGUGCGACUGGCCGACUGGGAUCUCAUUCGAAGUUCUUAAAAGAGUAAGCCACUUAUGAGUUGUCACUUGUGAGUUUGACAACAUAUGUUUGGAGUGGUGCUCGAAAUGUCUCGGGGAUCCACAGCACCUCGCCAAGGUACAUAGGGUGUGUUUUUCUUUUGAACCAAAGUCAGCCAUGUCAAACUAUUGGCAACCCUUUGGUUGUCAGUGAGCAUCUAGUCAUUCUUCUCGCAGAUUCUUUCCAAAUCUUGGGUGUGUCUUUUGUGGUGCAAUUGCCUGUUAACAUAAAAUCCAAUCGUAGGUGCGCAUUUUUCGUGCUACAAACAUUUGUUUUGAAAAAGUAAAAGUUACAAGAUAUCGCUUGUCCGCACGUCCACUCAACCUCCCUCGACCACCACACUCUUCGCCAUCCUUUUCACCAUUUUCCACCGUUGCCACCUCUCCUUUCUCCAUGCCCGAUAAGUGUUAAGUUGGGGCCCACAACGCCUCGACCGGUCCUUCCACCAUGCCCUAGGGAUCUCGGUUACUUGCUCGAUGGUAGCCUGUCGCCGCGCUUGAUUGUCGGCAAACACCACAUUCUCUUCAUUCCCUUGUCCCUCCUUAUCUUUCCUCUUCCCCCCAUCUCUUUCCUUAUACCACGCUCCUCCUUGCGCCGCUCAUGUACUUGCACAAUUGGCGAUGAAGCAUCUUCGUUAUAAAAAUGUGCAACGUCAAUAAGAAAAGGAUUUUGUUAAGGAAAAGAUGACCGUUUGCUUGGCUGUUGGACCUUAAUCCAAUGGCCGCACGUGGGAGAGGAAGGAGUGGGUUUGGCAUCUAGAUCUUAAUCCAACAAAUCAGAUGCAUCGACUGAGUUUUAAAACUUUACUUAAAAAGCAGGCACUCCAGAUAAAAGCACACCCGUAAGAAAAUGUGUUCCUUUUCCUUUGGAGGCUUGCUAGUGGUUUUUCUUGUUAAUUGUUAUGGCAUGAUUAAAAAUAAAUACUCUUACCUCUGUACAACUAACAGUUAACCAUUCAUUAAAGAUCCAACACUCCACAGUACUCCCCGCACAAUUUCGUCAUUCUGCUCCCAAGCAUAGCAUUUGGUUCCGGCUGCUGUUUUCAUGAUUCGCACGGCACUGGCGCCACGAUAAUUUAUCGACGUCAGCCCGUAGAUCACUUCCACAGUUCCACUACAGAAGAAAAGAUACUCCACGCUUAACACGUUGCAUCGCGGCAGAUAGAUGAAGGUUUUUUAAACGAAAGAGGGUCCAGGACAGCUAGGUAAUGGCUUUAAAUAAGAAGAAGCACGAUUGCGCGGCCACCAUCUCCCUUCUUGUACGUAGGGCCGUGCACAGACAGGUCCACAACUCAGCCACGCACCGAUAAUCAAGCCGUGUGUGGAGCUCCUCCGUUCAAUCAUCUGACUCGGCUCUUAUCUCUCGGCACAGUCAUCCCGCCGUUUUCUCACCUCUCUUUGACGCUGUCGAGUCGCCGCCGAGUACUGCAGACUAGAGAGCAAACCCGCAGUCCCGCACAAAAUUAGCAACCCUCUUCUCCCGCGCGUCACAUCAACCAUGGCGUCCAAGAACUCACGGGGACUCGUCACGGCCGGCGUGGGCGGCGAGGCAGCGGAAGCGCCCCUGUUGCUGCCGGAACACGCCGUCGUAGGAGACGCUGAACCGCCACCUGCCGGCGCCGGGGGCGCGUCGGUGCUGGGCGCGGUGUUCAACGUGUCGACGAGCGUGGUGGGCGCCGGGAUCAUGUCGAUCCCGGCGUCCAUGCGCGUGCUGGGCGUGGCGCCCGCGGUGGCGCUCAUCGUCGGCGUCGCGCUCCUCGCCAACGCGGCCGUGGAGUUCAUGCUCCGGUACACCCGCGCGGGGUCGCUGGCGACGACGUCGUACGCGGCGCUGAUGGGCGGCUCGUUCGGCCGGGCCGGCGCCGCGCUGCUCAACGUCUUCGUCGCCUUCAACUGCGUCGGGACCCUCACCGUCUACCUCAUCAUCAUCGGGGACGUGAUGUCCGGCCCCGCGAGCGGCGGGGAGGUGCACGCCGGGGUGCUGACGGAGUGGUUCGGGCCGCACUUGUGGACUGGCAGGGAGGCCGUGCUGGUGGCAGCCGCCGUGAUUCUCCUGCCUCUUGUGCUCCGGAAGCGUGUGGAUUCACUGAGGUUCACAUCGGCCGUGUCGAUCCUUCUGGCCGCGGUGUUCAUGCUCAUCAGCAUGGGGAUCGCGCUGUACGCGCUCUUCAGCGGCACCGCCAAGGUGCCGCGGAUGCUCCCGGACUUCUCCCGCCUCUCCUCCCCGUUCGAGCUCUUCACCGCCGUCCCCGUUAUCGUCGUCGCCUUCACCUUCCACUUCAACGUGCACCCGAUCCGGGCGGAGCUGAGCAAGACGUCGGACAUGAAGGCGGCGACGCGCAUCUCGCUGGUGCUCUGCUCCGUCAUCUACGCGGCGGUGGGCUUCUUCGGCUUCCUCCUCUUCGGGGACGCCACCAUGCCGGACGUGCUCGCCAACUUCGACAGCAGCUCCGGCUCCGGCGUCCCGCAGGCGCUCAACGACGCGGCCAGGCUCAGCUACGCGCUGCACCUCGUGCUCGUCUUCCCGCUCCUCCACUACUCGCUCCGGGUCAAUGUCGACGAGCUCCUCUUCCCGGGCCGCCGCCCGCUGGCCGCCGACACGCGCCGCUUCGUGUCGCUCACGGCCGCGCUCAUGGCCGCGCUCUACGCGCUCGCCAUCGCCAUCCCCAGCAUCUGGACGCUCUUCGAGUACACGGGCUCCACCUUCGCCGUCUGCAUCUCGCUGAUCUUCCCCGGCGCCAUUGUUCUAAGGGAUGCCCACGGAAUAGCAAAGAGAAAGGACAAGACAUUGGCGGCGACGAUGAUCACUCUGGCAGUGAUCACGAGCAGCGUCGCCAUUGCCUCCAACAUCAUGAGCUCCGUCAGGGGCGCCCAAGCCAAAGGGGUUUGAUGUACAUCGCGGUUAGCUAGCAUGUGAAGUUUAGAUAAAAUCGAAAUCAUGUUACUGUUUGUACCUCAGCAGCAGUAAAGCCAGUAACAUAUGCUGCUCCUGCAAGUCUGUAAUGUUUCCUCUGCUUUAGGUCAGGGAGAUUGGCUCAUGAGGCGCUAUGCUGUCUGUUUAACAAGUUGUGGCCGGCCAUUUGUUGUAUACAAAUCGGGGAUUCGUUACUGUGUAUAAAAUAUAAAAUAUCGAGGAUAAAUGCGUUUUGUCAGAAGCA
Messenger RNA from Brachypodium distachyon (stiff brome), 3379 nucleotides. RefSeq names its product amino acid transporter AVT6C. The record is from RefSeq and is a predicted model, not a curated record. The transcript has 5 exons. Gene Ontology annotation, molecular function: amino acid transmembrane transporter activity. The coding region runs from base 1720 to 3111 and encodes 463 amino acids. Gene Ontology annotation, biological process: amino acid transmembrane transport. NCBI's taxonomy places the organism in Eukaryota, Viridiplantae, Streptophyta, Magnoliopsida, Poales, Poaceae.